UUUUGUAUCUGAUAUUGUUUUUAUACUGUUGAUGUUUUUACAAUAUUAAGUGUAGAACAAUUUGUGAAAUGAAUCAAUAAUUGAUUACAAAUCAAUGAGAGCCUAAUUAAAUGGUGAUAUGAUGCUCACUGUGUCCUCAAUAUGAGAUCAUGAUAUUACAUUGUCCAUGAUAUUGAUAUGCUCCUAACAGUCUUCAAAGUUACCAAACUGUAUUAGGUAGAAUACUAGUAAUUUAUAAACUCUUUAUAUUUGUCAAAAAAUAAACUUUUUGAUGCUUUGAAAACAUUGGGAAAAUAUAAUUAAAAGGUCAGCUAAUCUUAUUCAAUCAAUGUAUUUCUAUUUUCUUUUAAUGUUCGUGUGCAAGUUUCAAUCUUUUUGGUUUAAAGAUUAUUCAUCUUUCUUUUAAUGGAAUUAUAUCAACAAAAUCAAAAUACUUUCCCUAAUUGAAAAUUUACAUGAAAAAUAUCUUAAAAUACUAUAAAUAACAGAUAUGCACAUGUUAAAAUUUAUUUCUCAUUGUUACAUCAUACAUAGACACUGUAACACGUUGACUAAGGUAGGUGCAUGUUAAACACAAGAAAGUAUAGAAACAAGCAUCCACCACGUUUCCAGCACAGAGUUUUGUGCAGAGCCAACACACCUAAAAUAAAAUUCAGAAAAAGACCAACAACUACUAGUUUUCUAGUUCAGUUUUGAUACUAACUAAAAUAAACUUUUCAGUAACAAAAUUUAAAGUCUUAAUAAUAAUAAUAAUAAUAUCUACCUGGCACGUUUCUUCCACCAAAACAUUAAAUUAGCUCUCAUUUCCCAAAUGCUGAUAUUGGAAAUAUAGUUAGUUAGGAUUGUUUGUUACUUAAUAUAUAUAUAUAUAGGCCAUAAUGUUGGCUCAUUUGUACUCACUAAAAAUAGUUGUGAGAUGAAGAACAAAAAAGCAGAACUAAUCUUCAUUCCUUCACCAGGAAUUGGCCACUUAACUUCAUCACUUGAAUUUGCAAAGCUCCUAAUCAACACUAACACCAAUCUUCACAUCACAGUCCUCUGCAUAAACCUCCCAGACACUCCUUUUUCUGAUUCAUAUAUCAAAUCAGUUUUAAACUCACAACCUCAAAUCCAUCUUAUUGAUCUUCCUAAAGUAGAACCACCAUCAAAGGAGCUAUUUAUAACACCACCAAGCUACUUUAAAACCCUCAUUGAGACACUCAUACCCCAUGUCAAAGCCACCAUUCAAAACAUUCUAUCAUCUCAUUCCAACCAAGUUGUUGGGUUGGUUUUAGAUUUCUUCUGUAUUUCAAUCGUUGAUGUGGGAACUGAACUUGGUAUCCCUUCUUAUUUGUUUCUAACAUCAAAUGUUGGUUUUUUGGGGUUCAUGCUUUCACUUCAAACUCGACAAAUUAACGAUGUAUUCCAUGAUUCUGAUCCUGAAUUGUUGAUUCCUGGUUUCUCAAAUCCAGUCCCUUCUUCUGUUUUACCAAAUUCAGCUUUUAGCAAAGAUGGUGGUUAUGAGGCCUAUUAUAAGCUUGCUGAGAGAUUCAAUAACACCAAAGGGAUUAUUGUUAAUACAUUUUCAGAGUUAGAGAAGUAUGCUAUUGAUGCAUUAUAUGAUCAUUAUGACAGAACCCCUCCUAUCUAUGCUGUUGGUCCUUUGAUUGAUCUCAAGAGCCAACCUAACCCAAAUUUACACCAAGCUCAACGUGAUCUUAUAUUGAAAUGGUUAGAUGAGCAGCCACAUAAAUCUGUUGUCUUUUUAUGUUUUGGGAGCAUGGGAAGCUUUGGUUCAUCUCAAACAAGAGAAAUAGCAUUAGGACUUAAGCAUAGUGGAGUUAGAUUUUUGUGGGCUAUGAGGUCUCCACCAACAAGUAACAACGAAGAGAAAAUUUUACCAGAAGGGUUUUUAGAAUGGAUGGAAGGUAAGGGAAUGAUAUGUGAAUGGGCCCCACAAGUUGAGGUUUUGGCACAUAAGGCUAUUGGUGGGUUUGUCUCACAUUGUGGAUGGAAUUCUAUUUUGGAAAGUUUGUGGUUUGGUGUGCCAAUAUUGACAUGGCCUAUUUAUGCAGAACAACAACUUAAUGCUUUUAGGAUGAUAAAGGAAUUUGGAUUAGCAGUAGAGUUGAGAUUGGAUUAUAGAAAGGGUAGUGAUGUUCUAGUGGCUGAGGAGAUUGAGAAAGGAUUGAAGACUUUGAUGGACAAAGAUAAUGUUGUGCACAAGAAGUUGCAAGAGAUGAAAGAGAUAGCUAGGAAAGCUGUUGUUAAUGGUGGAUCAUCUUUUAUUUCUGUUGGAAAACUUAUUGAUAAUAUGAUAGGAAGUAACUCAUUAUAAACUAUUGUUUUUUGUUUUUAGAUGAAGUGGUUGUUUUCCUAGACUCAAUGAAUAAAAAAGUGAUAUUAUGUCAGCAGCUUAGCUUAUGUGAGGCUUUAUUUCCAGAAACAAGACUAUUCUUCUAUAUUGAGUUUGAAUAUCAGUGACAAUGAACUUUGAUUAUUAGCUAUGUGUCUUUUAAUUUUGAGUAUUUAUUACUACUUAGGUUAAUUGAAUUAGUUCUAUAAGUAAGAAAUUAAUUAAUGGGGUAAUUAGUUAGUUAGGAGAUAGGGGCUUUGUUAAUUAUUUUAAUUUUCUGUUUCAGGUUUGUAAGUAUCUGUUUCUAUUUUCCUAUUUCCUGGGCUAUGGCUGAUUGAACCUUAUCUGCCUCUAUAAAUAAAGGUUCUCUUCCCUUUAGAAAUCAUCUUUUGCCAAUUAAAAUUUUCUUAACUGGUAUUCCAGUAGAAGGGUGCAUUUGUCCUUGAGUAGCGUAUCCACUCUUGUGUAUUUUGUUUGGAAAUAUUUUCUCCUACUAUUUUUAAUCUUUUUCUAAAUAUUAAUGUUCUUCCUCCAAAUCCUUAGAAUCUAAUUCUUGGGUUCCUAACAGUAUUCUUAUAUAUUUAUGCACACUGCUUUUUGCCAUUGACUACAUCAAGGUUAUGCAGAAGUGUUGCAGAGAAUUGCUAUCCCUUUGGCAAUUAAAUCAAAAUAAAGAAUUGAAAUGUAUGGUGUUAUUGUAUUUAACCAAUGCCAUGAUUGAUUAUCUCAGUUUCAACCUUCUAAACAAAGACUACCCAAGAAUAAUUGCAUUAAAAUGUUUACAUCAGAAGCAGAGUCCUUAGUUUCAGACAAAAAAACAAGAAAAAACUACUGAUUUCUAAAUGAACUCAGCACAUAUCCCUAUAAGAGAUUUUAAUAAAAAGUAAAUACUUCAUAUAAUAAGAGACAAGAAAACAUGAUCUUUUAGAUGUUUAAGUUGUCCUUUUAAGUUUAAACUAUUUCCCAAAUUGGUCCUUAGAGAUUUUUUUUUGGUCUCAGAUUGAUCAUUUAAGUCCCAUUACACGAACGAAAAUACACUUUUUUUUUUAACUUCUGUUACAAAAAUACACAUGUGACUAACCCUAAAUUUGUCCUCAAAUUCAUCAAGAACCAGAAAAUGCAUCAUAACCCAGAAAGUUCAAUGGACUCAUGGAAAGAAAAAACUAAAAACGACGACCUACUGGCACACAUUCUUCAAAUUCAACCAUGUCAUACUUCUCCUAGUGAUUUACAUUAUACCAAUAUCACAUCUCCUUUACCUUAUUCUUAAUAUCUAUCCAUCACUACUGCCACCAACACCAACUUGUAUUUCAAGGUUUGAAGGAGGAGUUGAAGAACCCUAAUUAAUUUUAAUUGGGAUAAAACUCUAAAUUAAUUAAAAUUAUUGAAACCCAAAAUAUAUGAGUUGUGGUAUGUGUUCUUCAAACGUAUGGAAAGGAAGCAAGGAAUUGUGAACUACUUGGUGUUAAACCACAGAUAAAAGCCUUUGGUGUCAACCUUUACAAUUUCUAGGGUUUUCAAUAUGGGAUUUGGGAUAUGGAAUAUAGAAGAAGAUGAAGCUAGAAUGUCUAUAUGAGUCAACAAACGGAUUUUUUAACAGAAGUUAUUGAAAAGGCUAACGGUGCAAACAAAA
Molecule: messenger RNA, 3968 nt
Organism: Cicer arietinum (chickpea)
Lineage: Eukaryota; Viridiplantae; Streptophyta; Magnoliopsida; Fabales; Fabaceae
Gene: UGT71G3
Product: UDP-glycosyltransferase 71K2
Molecular function (GO): UDP-glucosyltransferase activity
Source: RefSeq, a predicted model, not a curated record